AUAAUUAGUUAGGUAUGAAUUAAGUUAUUAUUUAUGUGAUGUCAUUGUAUGUUUUGAAAAAAAUUAAAUGUGUUGAAAGCUGCUGCACAUAAAACAUAAAAAGUUUUUUUAUACAUGAUGGGUGUGAAGACUCAAAGAAAAAUUCAGUUUUGCUUUCCUGAACGACACAGCUUACACACACGCAAUGAAGUAAUGAAACCUGCUCAUAUCUUUCGUGAUCAAGUUAACACAGUGGCACAGUGGUUUGAUCAAUGGAAUGAUAUUGAACAAACUAUAGCAUGUUAUUCAUUGCUGAAAAGAAUCGGUCACACACAGGCAAGAUUUUUAUCUCUUGUUCUUGAACAUACAUUUCGAGACACAGCCUAUGAAGUCAAUAUUCUGGAAAGGGAAGCCAAUGGAAAAGAGUUUCUUCGAAGUCUGUGCCAUGAGAGAAAAGAAAUAGCUGUACAACAAUUACUUUUGCAUUUACCUUUAUUACAUCCUGGAAAUGAUGAAGCCAGACAUGAAUACCUAAAAUUACUUCCUAAAAUUUUAUCUCACUCUCUUGAAUAUUCUAUUCACAAAGAAGAAUGCAGGCAACUGCUUUCACUUGCUCUUGUCCAUCCUGCUUUUGUUCCUGAAGAGCGUAAUUCAUUAACUUGGUGGCUAGGUUUAAUUGAAGAGAAAGGAGAUAGUAUUAAUGAAACUUGUCGCCCACCACCUGGAUUUGUUAACCCUGCCUUGCACACCCCAUUAACAAGCUCAAAAUCUUGUCAGGUAUGGGGUACUAAUCAUCAUGCUCCUAUUAAAAGUUCAUAUUCCCAUAAACCAUCAGGUCAGACUAAUGGUUGGAAGGGCCAAACUCAACUUACCCAUACAGACUCAGGCAUUUGUACUUCAUUUGAUAAUGGUUCAAACAACAUAUACAAUGCUGCAGGCGGUAACCAAGAAGCAUUAGAAGACAAAUACACGCGAGCUUACAGAUCAAAUUCUUUUCCUGUUGAUCCGUCAAACGCACAUACUACAGUUUCACCACAAUCAUCUGUGGAUAGUGAUGAUGAAACUCUCAGAAAAGAAAGUACUAAUGAGAAUGCGCAUCCAGGCAUGAAAGAUAUUCCAUUGUGGCUAAAGAGUUUACGUUUACACAAAUAUGCACAUAUAUUUACUGAUGUUACUUAUGAAGAAAUGAUGUCUUUUUCUGAUGAGUAUCUUGAAAAACACGGAGUAACAAAAGGAGCACGUACUAAAAUCUUGCUCUGUAUACAAAAGUUAAAAGAUAGAGAAGAAACAUUGGAACAGUUAGAAAAGGAAGUGUUGCAGCUGGGUUGCUUGCCACAUGUUUUAGCUGAGCUUAAAAGUAUUUUAGUCACACCAAUCAAACCUCACAAAAAUGAAAAUACUAAUGAAGAAAGUUUUAAUGAAGGUAUAAAAACUGAUAAAUGCAAUAAUUUCGAAGACCUUCCUUUGCAAAUAAUUCGUGUUAUGGGAAAAGCUUGCACACAAAUUUUAGUGACACAACCUGAUGAGCAAUGCUGUAUUACAUAUCUUGGUCUUUUGGAAAGAGUUUUGUCUCAUGAAGCUUUUUCACAAGAAGAUAAACGCAGGUUUCAUUCAUGGAAACUUCAGUGUCAAAAACUUGCUAGAGAUUUUGCUAUGAAUAGAAAACUUGCUGGAAUUGAGAAAGGGCCAAGAAAUUGGUAUGAUCCGAUUGGUGGGGUUCAUAGAAAGAACUCAACACAUCGAAUUAACCAACAAAAGGCAGGUGUAUCUUAUCCAUUUUCUGGUGGUUCUUUAGUUGGAAGUAGUAAAUCUAAAUUAACUGGCUCAAUUAGCUACCACCCAAACACGAGAGCAAGUUUAUCAAAGGAACCAUUAACCAGAACUAAAUCGGCUCCUACAACGCGUCCUCAUGGGCAACAAGACAUGGAAGCUAUAAACAAAAGCCUUGAGAGUAUAGGUCUAAGUAUGACUAACCACGCAUUAGAAGAUGCGUCAGAGAAAGUAGAUGAAUUGUAUUGAUUAUUUUUUGGUUUAUCUGCUUGGCAGGAACAAAUAUGUUAAUAUCAUUUGUUGUCAGGAACGACAAAUCCUGAUCACGCCCGGAGCAGUGUCAGUGUAUAUUGAGAAGCAUUUUCGUUAAAAGAUUUUUACGUUUAUUAAUUUUUAAAGCAUCUUUGAGAGAGACUUUUUGAAGUUUAUUUGUUCAAACUACUUUAUAAAGACUCCCAGUGGGAAGAUAACGUGAAUGAAAUUCCUAGUGGGUAAAUGACGUGUAUAAAUUCCCAGUGGGAACUUACUAAAUUAUAUUACCAAUGAGGGAACAUCGUGUUAAAACGAUACUCCGUGGGAGUCAUGUAAUAAACAUUUUGUGUUUAGAAUUAGUCGUUCUAUGAAUUUCCUUUGUACGAUUUUAUUUUUUAUUCUUUUCUUCAGCUUUUCUUUCUGCUUUGUAAAAAUGAGUAGCAGUUUAUGUUAAAAAUUAUCUAUUGACUAGUAUACAUGAACCUUAGUAUACGUUAUUGUUGGAUAGUUUUCGAAAUUUAUUUAGUAAUUUAAAAAGCGGUAUUUUUCUGCAACAAAUCUUUAUAAAAAUGAAACCAAAAAUCAUCGAAAAAAGGUUUUUUCAUUAUUUUAGAUUCUUCAAUAAAGUACUAGCUCUUCAUUUUUUGUAUAGUAGCUGGCCUGCUUGCAAAGUUUAGACAAGUCUUUAUUUGAUGAUUAUUAUUUGUUUAGCUUGUAAAUUUAUUUUAUCUGGCAAAACAAAAACGUUUUCAAGUUAAA
Molecule: messenger RNA, 2760 nt
Organism: Hydra vulgaris (swiftwater hydra)
Lineage: Eukaryota; Metazoa; Cnidaria; Hydrozoa; Anthoathecata; Hydridae
Product: protein Smaug homolog 1
Biological process (GO): nuclear-transcribed mRNA poly(A) tail shortening; regulation of mRNA stability; negative regulation of translation
Cellular component (GO): P-body
Molecular function (GO): translation repressor activity; protein binding; mRNA binding
Source: RefSeq, a predicted model, not a curated record